AUGAGCGACGCAGAAGACGACGGCAUCCUCAACAUCCAAGUCUCCGACACCGAAGACACGCCCGCCGAGAAGAAGGCUAAGCGCACCGGGCAGUCCGAGGCCGAGUUUGAGGCCGUCCGGAGGACUUAUGUGGUCAAGGUUGAAAACGGCGACAUCUACAAGCACGUCAAGCUGCCGCUCUCCGUCGGUGCUAGCAAAAUGGACAUCCAGGAGCUGCUACACGCCGUCGAGGAGCUCUACUUCUUCCGACACUACCGCGAGGCCGCGGAGCUUGCUGCGCAGGCCCUGCAGGAAGAGUCGCGACCGGCGCUGGACGCUGACGCGCUGCGGCUGCUGGAAAAGUAUGAGACCAAGUGCCGGGCCAAGCACGAGACGCUCGGGGUGCAAAGCGCAGAGCAGAAGCCGACAUCAUGA
Molecule: messenger RNA, 414 nt
Organism: Cordyceps fumosorosea ARSEF 2679
Lineage: Eukaryota; Fungi; Ascomycota; Sordariomycetes; Hypocreales; Cordycipitaceae
Exons: 2
Coding region: 1-414 (137 amino acids)
Source: RefSeq, a predicted model, not a curated record